Molecule: messenger RNA, 6571 nt
Organism: Oncorhynchus gorbuscha (pink salmon)
Lineage: Eukaryota; Metazoa; Chordata; Actinopteri; Salmoniformes; Salmonidae
Gene: farp2
Product: FERM, RhoGEF and pleckstrin domain protein 2
Exons: 29
Coding region: 172-3423 (1083 amino acids)
Cellular component (GO): cytoskeleton
Molecular function (GO): cytoskeletal protein binding; guanyl-nucleotide exchange factor activity
Source: RefSeq, a predicted model, not a curated record
AGCGAAUUAGUUGUGUUCUGUCCAAUGACAAAGUGUCUUGUGGCUUCGAGCUUUUCCCGGAGACCCAUCCAGUAUAUCGUAUUCAUUAUUGGAGUUCCAGGAUUUCAAGACGAAGGACAGAAGGAGUGAGUGACCCAGUGGGCUGGUUGGUGUGCGGGGAGAGCAGCAGCUAUGGGUGAAAUGGAGGGCUCCUACAGGGCCAUACAGACCCCUGGCACCCGGCUGGGGGCCCAGUUCAAUGCUGGGAUCAGUACCUUGGAGCCGGGCCAGAGCCUCAGUGAUGCCUUGGGCCCCGGGGGUAGGAGCCCAGGCAGGGGACUACAGCUCCGGGUCCAGGGCCUGGACGACUCCCAGGAGUUUUACGACUUGGAGUCCAGAGCGGACGGACAGACUCUUCUUUCUGAUGUGUUCCGGAGGAGCAACCUAAUGGAGAGCGAUUACUUUGGCCUGGAGUUCCAGAACAUGCAAAUGAGCUGGGUUUGGUUGGAACCCACAAAGCUUGUUGUGAAACAAGUGAAGAGACCCAUGAACACCCUCUUCAGGCUGUCCGUGAAGUUCUUUCCCCCUGACCCUGGUCAGCUGCAGGAAGAGUACACUAGGUACCUGUUCUCCCUGCAGAUGAAGCGAGACCUGCUAGAGGGCAAGUUGAGCUGUACAGAAAACACCGCUUCCCUGCUGGCCUCACAUCUCCUUCAAUCGGAGAUAGGGGACUAUGACGACCUGGCGGACAGGGACUUCCUGAAGCUGAACAAGCUGCUGCCCAAUCAGGAGAGGAUACAGGAGAGGAUCAUGGAACUGCACUACAGACACCUUGGGCAGACUCCAGCCGACUCAGACUUUCAGGUUCUGGAGAUCGCCCGUAAACUGGAGAUGUACGGCGUCCGUUUCCACCCAGCAGCCGACCGCGAGGGAACGAGGAUCAACCUGGCCGUGGCUCACAUAGGCCUGCAGGUCUUCCAGGGUAACACCAAAAUAAACACCUUCAAUUGGUCCAAGAUCCGAAAACUGAGCUUCAAGAGGAAACGCUUCCUGAUCAAGCUAUACCCAGAGGUUCAUGGGCCUCAUCAGGAUACCCUGGAGUUUCAGAUGGUCAGUCGGGACCAGUGCAAGAUCUUCUGGAAGAAUUGUGUGGAACAUCACUCGUUCUUCCGCCUCUUGGAUCAGCCGCAGCCCAAGUCCAAAGCCAUUCUCUUUAGUAGGGGAUCGUCGUUCAGAUACAGUGGGAGGACCCAGAAGCAACUAGUGGAAUAUGUGAAGGACAGCGGAGCAAGGAGGACACCCUAUCAGAGGAGGAACAGUAAGGUGAGGAUGUCGGCUCGCUCCCUGGCCCCUGAUGUGCCAAAACAGACUUUCUCGUUCAAUGACAGCCUGCGGGCGCCAGGUUCCCCAUCCUCUGCGACCGGGUCCUUCCACUCCAUACAAGUCUUCAGCUCCCCCACACGGCUGGAGCCCCAGGCCCAGUCUCCACAGCCUCCUCCCCAGAGCCAGGCCCAGUCUACACAGAGCCAGGCCCAGUCUACACAGCCUCCUCCCCAGAGACAGGCCCAGUCUACACAGCUUCCUUCCCAGCAGCAACAGACCCAGCUCCUGCCCCCACAGCUGGCCAGGCCCUCCAGCCCCCCAGCGAAGGAGGACCCCCACAAGGCCACCGACAUCCCCCCAUGUCACCACGCCUUCUCACAAGGGUCCUCUAUGGACAGCCCCCAGCUCUCCCCGUUCAACUCCAAGAGCUCUCCCCUCUGCCUGUCCCCCUCCUUCCAGAUGUCUACGCUGAGUCUCCCGGGGGCAGGCCAGGCCCCCUCGCCCCUACAGAGCCCCAUCCUGAGUGAGGUGGGCACCAACAGGCUAGAGGAGGAGGAGGAGGGCAGGAGGAAGCGAUAUCCCACCGACAAGGCCUACUUCAUUGCCAAAGAGAUUCUAACCACAGAGAGGACCUACCUGAAAGACCUAGAAGUCAUCACAGUGUGGUUCCGCAGCGCAGUGAUCAAAGAGGACGCCAUGCCAGAGGGGCUGAUGACCCUGCUGUUCUCCAACAUCGACCCCAUUUACGAGUUCCACCGGGGGUUCCUCAAGGAGAUCGACCAGAGACUAGCUUUAUGGGAGGGGCGCUCUAACGCUCAUGUGAAGGGAGACUACCAGAGGAUUGGAGACGUCAUGCUGAGGAACAUGUGUGCUCUCAAGGAGUUCACCAACUACCUGCAGAAACAUGACGAGGUGCUGACCGAGCUGGAGAAGGCCACCAAGCGCCUGAAGAAGCUGGAGACGGUGUAUAAGGAGUUUGAGCUUCAGAAGGUGUGUUACCUGCCUCUCAACACGUUCCUGCUGAAGCCCAUCCAGCGCCUCAUGCACUACAAACUGAUCCUGGAGAGACUGUGUAAACACUACAGCCCAGACCACCACGAUCACAACAACUGCAGAGAGGCCCUGAAGGAGGUGGCAGAGAUGACCAAUCAGCUCCAGAGUAGUUUGAUCCGUCUGGAGAACUUCCAGAAGCUGUCUGAGCUCCAGAGAGACCUGAUCGGCAUCGAGAACCUCACUGCGCCCGGCAGGGAGUUCAUUCGAGAGGGUUGUCUGUACAAGCUGACUAAAAAAGGGCUUCAGCAAAGGAUGUUUUUCCUGUUCUCUGACCAGCUCCUGUACACGAGUAAAGGUGUGACGGCCACCAACCAGUUCAAGGUCCAUGGCCAGCUGCCUCUGCACGGCAUGAUCCUCAUAGUUCUGGAGGCCCCGGUGGAAGAGAGUGAGAAUGAGUGGUCUGUUCCUCACUGCUUCACCAUCUACUCUGCCCAGAGGACCAUUGUGGUGGCAGCCAGCUCGAAGGUGGAGAUGGGGAAAUGGAUAGAGGAUCUCAACAUGGCAAUAGAGAUGACCAAGAAAUCUCAGGAGAAAUCAGACCUGUUCCUGGACCCAGGGCUGUGUGAUCGCUCCAACAUGUUCUGUUCCCCAGCCGUGUCUCCAGAGCUCCCUCCUCGUUACCUGCUGGGUCAGGGCCAGAGACCCAACACCAUCACACACGUCUGCUGGUACCGCAACCAGAACCUCUCACUCACUGAUUAUCUGCGCAUGAACCAGAACCAGCUCUCAGGUUACCUCCUAAGGAAAUUCAAGAACAGCAACGGCUGGCAGAAGCUCUGGGUGGUCUUCACCAACUUCUGUCUGUUCUUUUACAAGACUCACCAGGAUGAUUUCCCGUUGGCCAGCCUCCCGUUGCUAGGUUACACCGUGAGCAGCCCGGGAGAGUCGGACAGCAUCCACAAGGAAUACGUCUUCAAACUGCACUUCAAGUCCCACGUCUAUUUCUUCCGGGCGGAGAGCGAGUAUACAUUCGAGAGAUGGAUGGAGGUGAUUAAGAGUGCGGCCAGUGCUACUGGCAGGAUGAGUCUCCUCAUACCUAAAGGUCCCCUGCAGAUGAAUGGGAACUAACUGCGCUCUUUGAUCUGAUCUACUGCGGCUUAGAAGCUUCUAUCUAAUCUGCGUCCCAAAUGGCACCCAAGGGUCAGUCCUAGAGAGCAAAGGGCUGGGCCCAAUAGACUCUGAAACAAUACUGUAUAAUACCAUCCCUCUCUCUCCCUCUCUACGGUUCUCAUUGGCAUCAUGUUAAAGUGGCACUCAUGUCUUGGAUUUAUUUGGCAGAUAAUGGCUCAGUGAAUGAUAAGGGCUCAGUGAAGUUAUUAUAUAUAUAUAUAUAUAUAUAUAUUUCAUUCUUUCCUUCUGGAAUGGUCAACCAUUGUUGUGAGAAUCUGUUGAAACAAUGUAUCAGCAGGGAACAGAGUAACAUUCUAAAUCCAGUAAUUGGAUACGUGGUUCAAGAGAGAAGGAUAUACCAGUGCUAUCACGAUCAAUAAGGAUGCUUGAGGACAUCCUGUCAAGGAUGAGUGUACGCACUCAGCCAGCUGAGAAAGGGAACUAAAGCGAGACUCAUAACCUUCUCAUGGCAGCCAGUGUAAAACAACUACAUCACAAAACAUAGUAUUGGUUUCCCACACUCGGAUUAAGUCUAGUCCUGGCCUUUAAAAAAAGCAUUUUUAAAAAUGGAAAAUCACCUUUUUGAAAGUGUUUUUUUACUCCAGAACUAGACUUAAUCUGUGUCCAGAACUAGACUUAAUCUGUGUCCAGAACUAGACUUAAUCUGUGUCCAGAACUAGACUUAAUCUGUGUCCAGAACUAGACUUAAUCUGUGUCCAGAACUAGACUUAAUCUGUGUCCAGAACUAGACUUAAUCUGUGUCCAGAACUAGACUUAAUCUGUGUCCAGAACUAGACUUAAUCUGUGUCUGGAAAACCGUUUUAUAGCGAUUUAUCCAUCAGGUUAUGUUCUGGAGAAGUUUAUACAGCGUUAAAGACUGUUGUUUCUUUUUAGCCAGUGAAAGCAUUCUGUGGACGGUCGUUGUCGAGUCUGUAUCGUGUCUGUCUACACCAAGAUACAGGUGUCGAAAGGGAACUGGUAGGUGGAGGAAGGCAGUGAUGAUAUUACGGAGGUGCAGAGCUUGUAGGAUUUAUUUGACUAGGGACUGUGGAAGUGGUAACUAGCUGGAGAACAACCUCAGAUACUAUUUCUUUAUACCACGUUUAAAAUAGCUGGACUUGAGGUAGCUCUGGUCCAGGGUGUUGUUUCUUCCACUAAGGUAUUAGUGGAGGAAUUAAUGCCUUGGACCAGAGCUCUGGUACAGCAAGAGAGGUAGGGAAGUACCCAGUGAAUGUCCUUUUUGUUUGUUCAUUGAUAAAAGGCAGAUGGUAUUGUAUGUUGAAAUGAGUUAGGAACACAAGCAGUCAAAUCUCCUUUUUUUUUAGGGUAACUUCUGUCAUAGACUUGGGAGGCAUUAUUCCGUUCUUUUGAGAAUUUUGUAGUUCUCAUUUGUUCUGUUGUCACACUGAGGUAUUAAUGGCCAUGGAGUUAAAUAAAUAAAAAAUGGAGUGUAAAACACACAAUUCUGUAAAGGUACGUUUUCCAUUGAAGUGUUUCAAGGGGUCUAUAUUCAUGUGAAUAAAUGUACAAGUACUUUGUUGGUCACCGAGAGAGAAAAAACAUAUUUGUUAAUGAAGUUUUCCUGUACUAUCAAUAUGUAGUUCGAUUUUAGUUUUCAUACAUUGACAAUUGUCCAAACCUAAUUCAUAACCUGAAAUGCUGUUAAAGUCAAAUAUACUUAAAACAUUUAAUUGUUGUGUUAUUGACUUGUUAUUAGUCAGUGUUGGCCAGUUCUACUGUUAGUCUGAUUUGCUAGUCUUUACGACAGCAGGAAGUCUGAAAGGAAGGUGCUACAUUUGAUUCAUGUUUUGUUUGGCUUGCUGGGCUUGUAUAGUUACUACCAAUGUGUUCUGGAUUAUAGUUAGUUUAGUGUGUUUUUUUUGUUGUUCAUUUAACAUCGGGAUGACGAUGACCUCGUAAAAUUAAUAUGUAGUGUUAUAAUCCUAAUAUCUAUAGUCUUUUUUUUUUUUUUUUUAAGUUACGGAUUCCAUUGUAAUAUGUCGUUAAGGCUGAAGAGCUUGGAUCGGUCCCAAAUGGGAUCCUAUUCCCUAUGGGCCCUGGUCAAAAGUAGUGCACUUUUUUAAAGGGAAUCAAGGUGCCAUUUGGGACUCCUUCCACGUUUAGAAGAAGAUCUGUUGUGGUCUAACGGUCUUGCUGUAUGUAGUGGGCCUUGUGAGUAUUGUGUUUGUAAUAGGAGAUCAGGAUGUGUAUAUUCUCGAAGUGUCUCGGUGUAGAGCCGAUUUUAGGAUGAGUUAUUUUAAUUUUUUUUCUUCUUUUUUUCUUGUAAAUCGUAUGCAUAAGAGGGGAGACCUUCUCCUAGAUGAGCACUCCUACUUUAAGACACUAGAUGCAUCCGGGCCCCUGUCUGUUCGUCAUCAGAAAGCCCCCUCCCUUUCCCCCGUUACUGUCUACACAUCAUGGCAUUAUCUUUCUGUCUCCGGAGUGAUUAGGGGCCAGUGAGGUGUAAGUCCUGUCAUCUUCCCACGUUGGACUGGAAUGAAUCACAAUGUUUAGGGCGCACCUGUAUCUCAUCCCUGUGUGUGUGUGUCCCAAAUGGCACUCUAUUCCUUAUAUAGUGCACUACUCUUGACCAGGACCCAUAGGGAAUAGGGUGCCAUUUUGAGAUGCAUCUCUGAUCUACAGGGGGGCGGCAGCAGCACCACCUCCUUUCUCAGUUCAUCGCUCCAUUUUCAGGUGUGCUAACCAACCAAGGCCUCACUGCCCCCUUUCCCAGUUCAUCUCUCUGUGUUCAGGUGUGCUAACCAACCAAGGCCUCACUGCCCCCUUUCCCAGUUCAUCUCUCUGUGUUCAGAUGUGCUAACCAACCAAGGCCUCACUGCCCCCUUUCCCAGUUCAUCUCUCUGUGUUCAGGUGUGCUAACCAACCAAGGCCUCACUGCCCCCUUUCCCAGUUCAUCUCUCUGUGUUCAGGUGUGCUAACCAACCAAGGCCUCACUGCCCCCUGUCUGCUGUUCCAGUGAGAUGUUCUUCCUAUUUAUUGUGUAGCAGCAUGUCAUUCGAGCCAUUCUUGUUCCUGUAUGUUCUGCCUCUUGUUCCUGUUAUUAUUACAUUGAUAACAAAUAAAGUUGAGCAGAUGCAAAACGACA